AAGGAUCUUGGCGCAAAAGUCACCAAAACGGUGCCGUUUUGCUCAUCACCUUCUUCGCAGGAUUUCCAUAACCCUUGCAGUUGAUAUUCAGUAGAAAUGAAGAUAUUAGUAUAGAGAAUAGUGCAAUUUGUUGCCCAUAAGUUCCAAUUCUAAGAUACCCAGUUUUGUUUACUUCACAUAAUUUGUCAAGUUUGUGCAAAAUGCAAGUAUACAGGUCUCUCUUAAAUUCAAUCAAGAACCGUUCUAUACAGUCCCUUAAUACAUAUGAAAGGUUUAUCCCACCUAAGCACUUCCAUUCAGCCAGCUGCACGAGGUCUGCUAGAAAGACUUAUGAUCCGCCUUUAUUAACUGGACCAUCAACAUCAAAAUCUUGGAAACAUUAUAUAUUACCUGGAGCUGCUUUGGGAGGAUUCGGUGGACUGCUCCUUUUUCUUCGUUAUAAUGAUGAAAGGAGAGCAAUUCCAAAAGGUCAAGGCGAGAAAUUUGAAAGAAGUGCAAUUCAAGGGCCAAUCAUUGGCGGCCCGUUCAGCUUGAUUGAUACAGAAGGCCGUUUGGUUACCGAGCGCAACUUGCUGGGAAACUGGGUUCUUCUCUACUUUGGUUAUACUUCAUCUCCUGAUGUUGGUCCAGCAGAAGUACAAAAGAUGUCUAAAACUACUGAUAUUCUAGGUUCAAAACAGGAUCAUCAUAAGAUUCUCCCAGUAUUUGUCACAAUUGAUCCUCAACGUGAUACGCCUUCGCAACUUCGAGCUUAUCUCAAAGAGUUUGACCCAAGAAUAAUGGGAUUAACGGGACCAGUUGCUGCUGUUAGACAGAUGGCACAGGAAUACCGAGUUUACUUUAAGAAGGUUGAUGAAGAAGGAGAUGAUUAUCUGGUAGAAUCUUCUCACAACAUGUAUUUGGUGAAUCCAAAUAUGCAAGUAGUUAGAUGCUUUGGUGUGGAAUACAGUGGGGAGGAACUGGCCGAUGCAAUAGUUAAGGAGCUAAAGAAAGCUGAGACAUAGCAAUACUCGAAGUGGGUUUGGCGAAGUGGAGCCAGAUGUUCAAUUUUUGCCUGUUGUCUUGGCGAUUUAAGGACCUUUGUAGCAGCUGAGUUCGAUUAGGUGGGCUAGUCAUCUCUCAACAAUUUACUAGUUCAGAAAAAGUUUUGAACAGAAAUUUCUCUGAUGCUUAGAUGGUCAGAGGCUUGAAAAAAAAGAGAGAAGAAAACUAGCAAUAUCUUCAGUUAAAGCAAAUUGGUUCUGAUA
Solanum stenotomum is the source of this 1247-nucleotide messenger RNA. RefSeq names its product protein SCO1 homolog 2, mitochondrial. Bases 201 to 1004 code for a protein of 267 amino acids. The transcript is spliced from 8 exons. NCBI's taxonomy places the organism in Eukaryota, Viridiplantae, Streptophyta, Magnoliopsida, Solanales, Solanaceae. Gene Ontology annotation, biological process: mitochondrial respiratory chain complex IV assembly. The record is from RefSeq and is a predicted model, not a curated record.